Lytechinus variegatus (green sea urchin) is the source of this 1973-nucleotide messenger RNA. RefSeq lists its product as uncharacterized. Gene Ontology annotation, biological process: cell-cell adhesion. The record is from RefSeq and is a predicted model, not a curated record. Gene Ontology annotation, cellular component: cell-cell junction. NCBI's taxonomy places the organism in Eukaryota, Metazoa, Echinodermata, Echinoidea, Temnopleuroida, Toxopneustidae. Gene Ontology annotation, molecular function: cell adhesion molecule binding. The transcript has 7 exons. Bases 12 to 1619 code for a protein of 535 amino acids.
AAGGGGUACCAAUGAUCUCAACCUCUGAUACAUUGACUGUUGGGAAGACUAGCCAGCUGAACUGCACAAUCUACGACGUCUACCCUGCACCUAUCAUUGAAUGGUUCCUUGGACCUGGUGAAGAGAACAUCACAAUGAACGCGUCUAUUCACUCCAACCCAGACAACAUAUCAAGUCUCUUCAAUGCAACCAGUUCUCUUUUAUUCACGCCAACGACGGACAAUCAUGGAGAGAACCUGACAUGUAGAGUGUCUCCUUCUGUGCCAAAUGUUUGGAAAUCCCGAAAUGCAUCUGUAACAUUGAAUAUCGAAGGCGACCUCAGUCCAUCUGACGAAAUCAGGGUUGAAAACGUGACGUCGUCCAGUCUCACCCUUUCUUGGGACGUUGACAACGUUACUCUUGAAUACUGCAACUGCAGCUAUGCGUCCUCUGAUAUCUUGAAGACAACGGAUUCUUUGAACUGUCGGGUCUGCAAUGAGCCGAUUAGAGUAAACGGGACCAGCUAUGACCUAACAGGCUUGGAACCGUUCCAGUGGUAUAAUCUGACUCUGAAUUUGACAGAUGAAGGAGUGGUGGCGUCUAAGCUAGUUUCCACUGCCCCACCCGUACCGGAAUAUUAUGGCGUCAUCAUGACAUUUUCUCAAGAAAAUUCGAAGUUGAAGAUAUCACGUAUGCUACAACUCAACGAUCCUAUCCCCAGUGAUCUCUGCUUUUCUGUCGUCAAGACACAGGACCAAAGGGACAACUGCUCUUUGAGCAAUUGCCUGGAACUUGGGAACAAACUUCGGUACAUAAAUACGUCCAUAGAACAUGUUUCAGACUUUUGGUUAGUAAGCAGUGGUCGAGAAUUGUGCAGCAGUCCACCAUCAAGUCCAAUUAUUCUGAACUCAACCGCAGGUGUACUCAAUAUGCCUCCAAUCAUCCUGCUUGGGGCUGUUGCUGGGUCGGCCAUCUUUCUGUUCCUCACCCUGACCGCCAUCAUCUUCCUCAUUAACUGCAUCUGGACUGGUGUGGGUUGUCUGCGAAUGAAAGAUGACUCGAAAGAUGAGGAAACAUUGGUGCGCGUUAUCAAAAAAGACAAUUCACGAAAGGUGGAUAAAGACGGACUUGUGUAUGUGCAAGUGGCGCAUGAAAAGGCCCAUCCCACUGAUGCUCCGCCCAUAAGGACGGAAGAACCCACGGUAUACGCCUCAUUGGACAGGGACGCCAUGAGCAGCAUGCGCAAGAAGGAUGCCGAUGGAUUGGUCUACGUCGAAGUUUCACAUGACCACGCCCAUCCGGAUGGAGCCCCGCCCAUUCAGACAGAAACGCCAACAGUUUACGCAAAUCUCGAUAUGGAAGCCAUGGAAAAACUUCAGAAGGAUAAGAAGGAGAAAGAAGAAGAGGAAGGAAGGAAAGUUGAUGAAGAUAGUGCCAAACUAGAUAAGAAUGAAGGAGCUGAGAAAGACGAUGUGAAUCAGGAUGGUGGCGCUGAAGAGAAAAGAGAAAUGGAGAAAGAGGAAGAUAAAAAGUCUCCUGGAGUCAGUACCAGACAGGUUAAAACGCAACCAAACUAUGAAAACAUUGAUUUAACAGACUUUGGUGAUGGACUUGGCAUUCCCAUGGAGACGAAGCUUUAAUUCAGAAUUCAUUCAAUCUGUCAUUCGCAAGGGGUAAUUUCAAAACUUCAAGACCACUUCAAAUAGUAACAUUUCCACAAACAUGACAAAAAUAACAGAACAAACAGCAGCCCAGAGAAUGAUUCGUUUUUGUGACUUAUCUAUUACUAAGAAAUCGUUCUAAAUGAGUAGCCUUUUUACUUACGGGACAUUCUCACACCAUCGAACUACACGGCGUGCAUCACCUAACCGCAAAAGGUGGCCUUUGUUGCUGUUCAAAUAUUCUUCCGAUACUAGGUGCCAGGGGCGGAUCCAGGAUUUUCCAAAAGGAAGGGGGGCACAUUUUCCCGACAAGCAAAAGAAGGGUCUUCACUU